GUUGGUCAUCGAACGCGAGCUUGUUUACGUUUGUCAGCUGACGGCCACGCAGGGACGCUGAGGUGCAGGGACAGCGGGAGACAACGUGCUGCAGGCCGAGGGAUGCCGCCAGUAGCUGAAUUUAUGAAUGCUGCCAAUAAAACACUGAGAGCCCGCACCCCCGCCCUCCACGUGGUGUUGGGCAAUGAGUCGUGUGAUCUGGACUCCGCCGUCAGCGCCAUCGUCUACGCCUUCCUCCUCCACUCCCUGCAGGUGGAUGGGCAGGAGGCGUUGGGCGUCGUCCCCGUGCUUAACGUGCCCGUCGCCGACUACCCGCUCAAGACGGAGGUGACGCACUGGCUGCAGAAACAUGGGAUCCCACAGAACUCGCUACUCUUCAGAGAUGAGGUGAACUUGACCCGGCUUCAGGAGGGCGGGGGGCUGAAGCUGACCCUCGUUGACCACCAUGUGCUGCCCCCUGGCGACGCGCACCUCCAGCCCUCCGUCGUGGCCAUCCUGGACCACCACCCCCUCGACCCCAACGCCCCGACCCUGGGUGAGGGCGGCCUGAUGGUGGUGGAGCCCGUGGGGUCGUGCUGCACCCUGGUGGCGGAGCAAGUCAUGGCCAGGAACCCCGCCCUGCUGGACCCCGUCACCGCCAGCCUCCUUUAUGGCACCAUCAUCCUGGACACCGUCAACCUGAACCCCGCCGCCAAGAGGGUGACGCCCAAGGAUGUCGAGGUGGCUACGCAGCUUGCCCGCCUAAUGCGCCCCCCGCCCACCAGCAGCCACGAGGUGUUUCAGGAGCUGACGGCGGCCAAGGCUAACGUGUCCCACCUCACCUGCGACCAGCUGCUGCGGAAGGACGUGAAGGUGGCGGUCGAGGGUGGACUCUGUGUGGGCGUAGCGUCCGUGCCCCUGCGAGUGAUGGAGGUGUUGGCGCGCAGUGAGGGCGGGCGGUAUCUGGCGGAGCACAGCGCGGCGCGGGGCUACCAGGCGCUCCUACUCCUGGGCAUCACCAUCGCGCAGGAGACGGUGACGAGGGACCUGGCCUUGUACUGCCCCGACGAGAACUUCAGAAGCCAGGUGGCCAAGGCGUUAGAGGAGGGCGAGGGCGGGGUGCUGCAGCUGACGAGGCAGGCGUGUGAGGAGGUGGAGAGCUGCGUCGCCUUCCACCAGGGCAACUCCGGAGCCUCCAGGAAGGUGGUGCUGCCCAUGCUGAAGGCGUGGUUGGCGGUGAGGGGCACCUAGGCACACACACACACACACACACUUAUCAUGGUCUUCAAGUUCUCAGUGUUGUAAAGCUUAGUGAUUUUUUUUUUUUUUUCAAUAUGAUUUGUUUCGUGUUUGUUUUGGGGUUGUUUUUCUCAGGUGAUUGUUUGCGCGCACCUGUAAUAUAUAAACGCUUGUUAUUUUUAAGUUUCAGUUUUUGUUGAUGUUUGUUGCUGCAGCUGUGUGUGUGUGUGUGUGUGUGUGUGUGUGUGUGUGUGUGUGUGUGUGUGUGUGUUACUAUUUCUCAUUUGCUGUAUUUAGUGAGAUUGUCAUUUUACUGUCAUUUUUUUUCUUUUUCAUCAUAUUCAUAUUUAUUAUAAAGUCUCUCUUACAGUAGAUAUUUUUCUCAGUUCAAUUUACAUUUAUUUUAUUGUUUCUAAGUCUUUCGUGUGUAAUUUUAUUGCGUCAUAAUUUACAGCUGCUGAGAGACAGAGGCGAGACUGGUCAGUUUUCUUUCCAUUCAUAUCCAUUUACUGUGUCUUAUUGGAAGCUGAAAAAUCGGUGGAAAAGUGAGUUAGUACUUUGUUUUAAAGGGAUUUCAUGUGUUACUAAUUUGUUUGCAGUUUGCUAUUUUUUUAUUACAUUUAAAAGCUUAUGUUUUAUUGACUUACAAGUUUCAUAUAUUUUUUUUAUUUAUUUGCUUGGCGUGUGUAAGCUGUUUAUCCUGCACAAAUAUCGUACUAUUGCACACAUAAAUCACACACACACACACACACACACACACACACACACACACACACAUCGCUCUGGUGGCUUACUGGACUCAAUGACUUUGCCCUGAUUGACUCCGGCAUGACAGGCUGAGAGGUUCGAGUCCCUCUCAGGUCGAAAGAUUUUUUUCUGUUGACAAAUGAGCGGGAGGGUACUUGCUGGGGAUCACGAGUCCUGCAAGUUAUCAGGCCGUGGUGAACUUACACACACACACACACACACACACACACACACACACACACACACACACACACACACACACACACGAGGCCUCCACCAACACCUGCCAUUGGGUGACAAAUACACCAGAUUGGGGGGAGGGGGAGGCAGCAGGCCAUUACUCCAUAUAAUAUUACAGCCAGCCCGUGACACCCGCCCUCCCGCCACACGCCCGCGGCACCAAACUGUCCCUUCCCCGCCUGACAAAUGAGGGGAGGCAGUGCCAUCCGAGGCGAGGCACGCACCAGGGUCAGGCACUAUCAUGCACCUGGCUGUCACCUGCCUAUCCCGCACACCUGUCUACCUUCCUUUCCCCUCACCUCUCCCGUGCCUCCCACCCGCCACCUUCAUAUCUCCCCUGUGUACCUUUCCUUUCCACUCAUCUCUCCCUUGCCUUUUUUAUUCCUCUCCUCUUCACGCUGUCAUGCACUCUUUUCAUUCGUCAGCUCUCCCAACUUUCCUCCACUCUUCCUCCUCCUCUCCCCCAUCUUCACCCUCCCUUCCUCCCUUUCUCCCUCACACUAAAGCCUAGCACCCUUAUCAUGUCCGCUCCCGUCACCCUCUCCCUUCCUUCUCCCCCCCUCCCUUCCUUCGCACCAAGGCCAGACACUACCAUCAUUUGGUGGUGAUGGAGAUGGUGGUGAUGAUAGUGGUGUUGACGAUGGUGAUAGUGGUGGUGAAGAUGGUGGACGUGGUGAUUGGUGUAUUACUCACUCAUCUGGUGCGUGAUUCUCCCUUCCUCUCCCUCCCUCUCCCUCCCUCCCUUACCCUUUCCUUCAUGUGUAUAAGAGGACCUGGAACUAUGAAUUUUUGUCCUCAACUCACGUUUGAUGUUUGGUUUUAUUGUUAUUCCUGUGCUUCGCCUCCUUGGUUGAUUUUGUACUUUUUGCAGAUUCUAUUUACCUGUUUUAUAUUAAUGCUGCCUAACAACCACUAGGCAUUUUUCUCGUGCAAUCAUCUUUGUAAUGGGCAGAGUGUAUUUUGUGUCCGUGCAUCGUGUACUUAAUAUUUUCAGCAAUAAAUAAAGCAUCGAGGUAAUUAUGAAUAAAAUAAAUACAUGA
Molecule: messenger RNA, 3245 nt
Organism: Eriocheir sinensis (Chinese mitten crab)
Lineage: Eukaryota; Metazoa; Arthropoda; Malacostraca; Decapoda; Varunidae
Product: exopolyphosphatase PRUNE1-like
Exons: 9
Coding region: 103-1230 (375 amino acids)
Cellular component (GO): cytoplasm
Molecular function (GO): exopolyphosphatase activity
Source: RefSeq, a predicted model, not a curated record